GUGGGGGGCGGAGGAGGGCUGGGUGAUGAUUAAUAACCGCGCCGCUGGGGCGCGGGGAGGAGCGCUCGCUGAGAACGGGCCGGGCGGGGUGCGUGGUGGAGCGCGGGCGGGACGCUUGUGGGAGGAGGGCUGGGGGCGGCCCCAACUGCUCUUCUCCCGGGUGCCGCCACCCCAGGCCCGCGGGCUCCCGGGCUCCGCCACCUGCGCCCCGCCCCUUCGGCCGCACUCCAGCCCCGGAACCGCGGAGGCGCGACCCCGCCUUGGGAAGGGCGAGGUUCCCGUCCCGACGCGCGGAUUUGUCUCUGGGCAGUAGCCCCGCCGUUCUCGGCAUGUGGCUGCGCUGAGAGCCGGCCCGCUCGCGGAUCCGGGGAGCCGGGCGUUGGCUCCCUUUCCCUGCUGUGUGAGAAGGUGGACCUGCAGCCGGCAGGAUGACCAACCCUGCGGCCGCGCAGAACCAGGAAAUUGACUGUCUGAGCCCAGAAGCUCAGAGACUGGCGGAGGCCAGGCUGGCGGCAAAGCGUGCGGCACGAGCAGAGGCCCGAGAGAUCAGGAUGAAGGAGCUGGAGCGACAGCAGAAAGAGGAAGACAGUGAGCGCUACUCCCGUAGAUCCAGAAGAAACACGUCGGCGUCUGAUGAAGAUGAUCGCGUGUCAGCGGGUAGCCGCGGAAGUCUGAGGCUGGGUGGGCAGCCCUCGGAGCACAGCGGCCACUUCAAGUCCAGCUCCCGCAGCUCCUCGAGAGGCAGCUCGGCGCGGGCCAGCCCAGUGGUUGAAGAGAGACCAGAAAAAGACUUCACGGAGAAGGGGUCUCGGGGGCUGCCUGGCCUGUCUGCAGCCACACUGGCCUCCCUGGGUGGGACUUCCUCUCGAAGGGGCAGCGGGGACACCUCCAUCUCCAUUGACACUGAGGCCUCCAUUAGGGAAAUCAAGGACUCACUAGCAGAAGUUGAAGAAAAAUAUAAGAAGGCCAUGGUUUCCAACGCUCAGCUAGACAAUGAGAAGACAAACUUUAUGUACCAGGUCGAUACGCUAAAGGACAUGAUGCUGGAGCUUGAAGAGCAGCUGGCUGAGUCCAGGCGGCAGUACGAGGAGAAAACCAAAGAAUUUGAAAGGGAAAAGCAUGCCCACAGUAUCCUCCAGUUUCAGUUUGCUGAGGUGAAAGAGGCCCUGAAGCAAAGAGAAGAAAUGCUUGAGAAACAUGGAAUAAUCCUAAAUUCAGAAGUAGCUACCAAUGGAGAGACUUCAGACCCUCUAAAUAAUGUUGGCUACCAAGGUUCUACAAAGAUGACAAAGGAAGAGUUAAAUGCCCUCAAGGCAACAGGGGAUGGGACGCUAGGAAGAGCCAAUGAAGUGGAGGUGAAAGAUGAAAUGGUGGAGAAUGAGGGGAAAAGAGAGAUCUUGCAGAACACUGAGCAGAGACAGCACAAAGAGGACCCAGGAGAGGACUGUGUGGACACAGAGGUGUUACAUCCUGGUGACAAUGCCGAGGACCAGAAAGCCUCUGAAGACAGUGCCCCCUCCCCAGGAACGUUAGUAAAUUCUGGGAACGAGGAACAGGUUCAAAGCCAGAUUCUGGAGAACACUUCCUUCUUUGAAAGCACACAGCAGGUUGAGUCAAGUGAGGUCAUAAACAGUGAACUAGAUGGUGAAGUCCCAGGUCCUGGGAUCGGGCAGCGCGGCAGUAAUGCCUUGGAUACCAAAAACCAAAGUAAAGAAUCUGCAGAAGAGUGGGAAAAAGAAAAACAGGAAGAUUUUGAAACCAAUAUGGAAGAGAUUAGCGUAGGACCACGUCAGGAAUGUGCUCCUUUGCAAAUAUCUGAAGUUGGAAGGGAGAGCAGUGCAGACACUGGGGAGCAGAGUGGGAACCCCACAGAGGCUGUGCCGGAGGCAGGGCUCACUGGGUUGGGGGAGCAGGUGGGCACAGUAGCCUCAAGUCCUCCAAGGGGUAUCGAUGACACGGUGAGUCACCGUGAAAAGUGUGAGGUAGAUGCUCCGGAAGGCUUGGACCCAAGCUCAGGGCAUGAUUCAGAGAAAGAACUCACCAACCAGGAAGUAGCUGAGCCCAAGGAGGUCCCGAUUCAGAGCACAGAGGUAGGUGGGGAGAACAACGAAGGGGAGGGUAAAGGAAGAAAAUUAAGGGAUGAGACACCCAUCAAGCCGGAAGUCCAAGCCAUUCCUUGUUCUCCAGAAGCCAGAAGCAGCCCUCAGGAGGUGACAGGUCCAAGUACGGUAGAUGCUGAAAGUGAAUCCCUAGAUGUGAAAGAGCCCGAUGAGGAAAAGAAUGACCAACAGGGAGAGGCACCGGAUUCGUCGCCCAAGAAAACGAAGAACAAGAAAAAGAAAAACAAGAAGAAAAAAUCACCAGCACCUGUAGAAACCAAAGAUGUUCAGAAAGAGUUAACAUUUCAAAACCCAGAUUUAAGUGAAGUGAAGGAAGAGCAGGUCGAACUUACUGACAAAAAGCCAGUUGUAGAAGCGCAAAAUGAGGUCACUAAAGACCCAAAACAGGACGCCGCGGUAGGAAGCAGUGAAAACGCCGAUGGGCCAGAAAAUCCUAACACUGAGCUGGAUGGAGGACUUCACCAAGACGAUUAUGGCGUAAACACCAAGACAAGGAAAGCAGUAGCUGAUGGAGACACGUUGGAUUUUGAAGAUAAUACAGUUCAGUCAUCAGGCACCAGUUCCAUUAAUAAAGAAUUAGAGGAAGGUGCUAGAAAAGAUGAUGCUGAGGAAGACGGCACCGCUCCCAGCCGUCCUCCAGGUCCAGACAGUGAGGAAGUGCCAGGCAGCACCCUGCUCCAACAUGAAGGUCCCUCGGAGAACAUUAACGAUGCCUGUCGAACAAAAGGCACAGGAGAGCAUGUGACAUCAGAAAACCGAGGCCACACAGUCAGGAAGGUUUCAGACAGCGUUAGUCUAGAAAAUGAUGACGUGGCACCAGCAGGCGAGGUGGGGGACUUUAAUUCAGAAAGCAAGGAAGAGAUGGCAGGUGGACACGGGAAGGGCAGAAACAAAGAGGACUGUGCCUUGUCGUAGGUUGAGGCGGGGUCUUAGGGGGGGACCAGGACUGCACAGCAAGUCCAACUGUGAGAGACUCCACCGGUGAGACACAGAAAAUGUUCUAGAUUGGUAUAGACGCACCGAAUGCCAGUCCACCAAGUUAUCUAAUCCUUGAAGCUGUAGACUGUUACCUGUAGAUUACUAUUUCAUCACUAAGGUUAUCACCCAGAUGAGAAGGACACUUCUCUCAUUGGAGUUAGUUCUAAUGGAGAGCGUUCCGAGAGCAUCAAACAAUAAUGUACACUGUUUUAUUUCUGCUUAAAAUCAGCAUCAAAAUAUUUAGCUUUGGCCUUAAGCUGAUAUGCAUGUGCAUAUUCUUGACCAAAUGUAUCAACAUCUAAUUGAAGCGACCAAAUAGUAUCCUGAGAUUUCCGCAUUAUGAGUAUGAUUUAAAUGAAGGUGUCUCAUUUAAAUAUACGUGCUUUCAUAUUUGAUCUUGAUAUGUAUAGUAUAACCUGUAUGGUAUUUUAUUUAAAAAGUACAUAAACGGCCAGACAGCACAUAGGUCACUGAGUGAUGAGAUUUGCAUGUUAGGACAAUAAUCAAUCAUGUUAGGGAUAGCAAAUAAACAUCUUACAGCACUAGGGAUAGCUUACUUGCCUUUACCUCAUAUAAGUAUUUUAUCUCAGACCAAUACUUUUCGAUCUCAUUCUUGAGGAUAACUGAAUUUAUUUUGUAGGAGAUUUUGACUUCAUGACAAUUAUGUACCAAAGUCAUUUUAUGCAAAGACUUCUUUUUUUUUUUUUUUAAUUCUUUUCUGGAAGAGAUACGUGUUGUAAUUGCAUUUCCUACUGCAGUAUUUGGCUAGGGAGAAUCAUUUCUAAAAUUUAUGUUUUUAACCUUAAAAUUACUUCUCUUUCUAUUUGUCUAAUCAUUAUUCAGUAGAGCAAGACAAAAAGAUGCUAUUCUUGUGCAAACUUCUGAUUAGACUCUAACGGGAUAUUUUAAAUAGUUGAAUCACUUGGUAUCUGGUAUAAAUAUUUUCAUUCGUUGUUUUUCAGUGUAUUCUUACCAGAAAUUUCUUGUUUUGAUCUUCCUGAACAAGAUAUAUAUUUUCUAUAUAAAGAAACAUUUUAAAAAUAAUUGUAAAGUUAAAUAAAAAUCCAUUAUAGAAUAUUAAAAUUACAGGGGAAUGUACAGUUUGAAUGCUGUUGACACUUUAUGAGAUCAUAUGACUUCGUAUUAUUGUUACAGGAUAUAAUUGAGUGCAAAAAUGACCAAUACCUCAACAAAAUUUGAAAUAAAAACAUUUUAUAAUUUUA
Molecule: messenger RNA, 4321 nt
Organism: Aethalodelphis obliquidens (Pacific white-sided dolphin)
Lineage: Eukaryota; Metazoa; Chordata; Mammalia; Artiodactyla; Delphinidae
Gene: LRRFIP1
Product: LRR binding FLII interacting protein 1
Exons: 11
Coding region: 429-3035 (868 amino acids)
Biological process (GO): regulation of transcription by RNA polymerase II
Molecular function (GO): DNA-binding transcription factor activity, RNA polymerase II-specific; RNA polymerase II cis-regulatory region sequence-specific DNA binding
Source: RefSeq, a predicted model, not a curated record